Messenger RNA from Naegleria fowleri, 900 nucleotides. RefSeq lists its product as uncharacterized. Bases 1 to 900 code for a protein of 299 amino acids. Gene Ontology annotation, cellular component: proteasome core complex. The record is from RefSeq and is a predicted model, not a curated record. The transcript has a single exon. Gene Ontology annotation, molecular function: threonine-type endopeptidase activity. Lineage: Eukaryota; Heterolobosea; Eutetramitea; Acrasida; Naegleriidae.
AUGCUCUCACUGCCUUCCUCGAAAUACUCUCUCCGUGCGGGAUCAUCACUUUCAAAAGUCUUGAAUACAGAUUUCUCCCAAAUUUCUAUUGGACAUCAUGAUGAAGAGGAAGAUCUUUCAAUCAUGAAUCCUAUGGGUGAUCUUUCUUUUGGCUUGAAUGGUCAAAUGGGAUUUACUCUUCCUCCCGGUAUGAAUAAUGCUGGUUUUCUCUCUCAAAAAGAAAAAUUAGAAAAAACCUAUGCCAAGGGUACCACCACUUUGGGAUUUGUAUUUAAUCGUGGUAUUGUCAUUGCUGUUGAUUCUCGUGCAUCUAUGGGAAAUUACAUUUCAUCUCAAAAUGUUAAGAAAGUCAUUGAAAUUAAUCCCUAUCUUCUUGGAACGAUGGCUGGUGGUGCUGCUGAUUGUCAAUUUUGGGAACGUUAUUUGGGUAUGCAAUGUCGUUUAUAUGAAUUGAGAAAUAAGAGACGUAUUUCUGUGGCUGCUGCAUCGAAAUUGUUGAGUAAUAUUGUCUAUCAAUAUAAGAAUUAUGGUCUCUCAAUGGGUACCAUGAUUGCUGGAUGGGAUCACACAGGACCUAAUCUAUUUAUGGUCGACAAUGAUGGCACUCGUUUGAAAGGAACAAGAUUUUCUGUAGGUUCAGGAUCAUUGUAUGCCUAUGGUGUUUUGGAUCAAGGCUAUCGUCCAGAUUUAACAGAAGAAGAAGCUUGUGAAUUGGGUCGUCGUGCCAUUUAUCAUGCCACUCACCGUGAUGCCUAUUCAGGAGGUAUCAUUAAUGUCUAUUUGAUUCGUUCGGAUGGAUGGACCAAGAUUUCGAGUACAGAUAUGAAUGAUUUGCAUUAUGGAAAGUAUGCCCUUGAGAAGGGUGCCAUUACUCCUCCCUUGUUGUUGGAUUCGAAUUGA